This is a messenger RNA of Sitophilus oryzae (rice weevil), 2078 nucleotides long. RefSeq names its product mucin-2-like. The coding region runs from base 245 to 1900 and encodes 551 amino acids. The record is from RefSeq and is a predicted model, not a curated record. The transcript is spliced from 8 exons. Lineage: Eukaryota; Metazoa; Arthropoda; Insecta; Coleoptera; Curculionidae.
GUACCCGAAUGGAACGGAGUCUCGCGGGCGUAGAACGGACAAUAUGCAAUGAAAAUGCAUUUUAGCAAAUCUAGGCGUGGCAGAGUGUAGCACAUAAUUUAUUGGAAAAAAUGUAGCAAGGCCUCGUAGCGGUAUAAAACAAGAGAUUAUAAGGUAAAAUAAUAGCGAAGGAGAACGCAUGUCAUUCUAAGUAUCCUGUUUUAGUUGUUGUUGGUUGGCUGUGCGACAAUUUGGUGCGGGAAUCAUGCAGCGUUCCUCGGUGGUCGUUUUUCUACUAGUCUACAUCAGCCCGAGUUUAUCAGCCCCGCACGAGGGUCUACCUUUACUAAAUCCUGGAGGUAUAGGCGGCAUUUUUAAAGGCCCCAAUUCCGAAACUAUCAUUAAAGGACCCGAUGGAAGUGAAAUUACAUCGGAAGAACAAAGUGGAGUAAUUAUCAGAGAUGAUGCGUUGGCAAAGAAACCUAUUAUUGUCGCUGAACCUGAAAUUCCUAUAGCACCGGCUGUUCCUAUAGUCAGAGAAGAAAACGUUUAUGUGGCUGGACCGAUAGUUUCUUCAACUGCAUUGCCAAUUUUAUCCUCCACGCCUUCCUUUGCUACCUUAAACCAAGGUUACAUUCCAGAAUCACGUGUAAUAAUACCAGAAGCUCCACUACCUCCACCACCAGGGCCUUUGCUAACUGGGGAAGCGUACGGACCUGAAAUUUACGCUCCUGAAGUACCUCUCGAAGUUCCUUUAGCUCCUGUCGAAUUGAAACCAGUAGAAAUUAUUGAACAGGACCCUCACAUAAUUGAAACCGAGAUAAUACCGGAACCGGAAGGUAUUCAAUCUGAGAAGGAAUUUAACUUGAAAGGGCCGUCAGGAAGUAUUACUACAAAGGGGUCAGGUUCAAUUGUUUCUGGACCAGCUUCUACUACCAUAACAGAACCACGCAAGAUCAUAAUCGCUCCUCCUAAAAUAGUGGGAACUCCAGUUGUAGCUACAGCCACUAUUCCUUUAGUAAAAACACCAAUAGAGGCCCCAGUUUUCGUCUCAAGUCCAAUUCCACUACCUGCAGAAUCAUCAGUGUCUGUUUCAACUUUAGCUCCUCCACCAGGAGCUAUUUCGUUCGAGGCUAGUACUGCAGCACCACCACCACGUAUCCAGUUAUCAUCCACUCCUGGACCAUCUGAGUACGGAUCUGCUAUACCUGGAUCACCUUUAACAUCAGGACCUUUAGGUUUUACCGAAAGAAAAGAAUUUAUUCCUGUAGUGGAAUAUAAUGGAGUAAGUGGAGUCAUUGGUGGUCCUCUAGGAGUAGCGUCUUCUCCGCAAGGUGUUAUAUAUUCCAGCACUGUCUCAACUGUAACAGAAAAAUAUGCUCCAUUGAGAGGACCAGCAGUUCCUUUACCAGCGUCUUAUCUGUUACCACCCUCAGUUCCUGUUAGCAGUACCCCUGCUCCGUAUCUAGAAGCUGGUCCAUCUACACCAUCACCCUAUAUACAGAAGGUAUCAAAAUUCCAGAACACAAUUGCUGCCGAUGGUAGAGUAGACAUGGGAUACACAAAACAUAUACAAAACACAUAUCAAAUACCACAAGUGCUCGGCAUGGCAUUGUCGAGGUUUUAUCGAAAAAUUAAAAAUAAGGAUAAAGAUAGUGUAACUAUAGAUGAUAAAAUGGGUGAAUUAACUCAGAAUGAAAUUAUAUCGGAAGAGAAAAAAGUGUUCCUUCCACCCAAUUUAGCUGAAGCUAGAUACAUUGCUCCGGCUUUAGAAAAAAAUGGCAUUAAUCCACAGGAAGUGAAAUAUGCUCAAGUUCCUUUGUCCCAAGUGACCAAACUACCAGAAGGUGCAUAUCCAUACCCUCAACCUUAUUUUGAGGGCGGAUAUGAACUUGGUACCAAGAAGAAAAGGAGCAACUAGAAAUUAUUGAAUUAUUUUUAUGCUUGUUUGCUAGUCAUUGGUUUUUAACUUCACCUAUAAAUACCAUUAAUAUUGUCAUGUAGCCCGAUUAUAAAAGUCAAAAAAUAUUUAUUACCUUAUAAAGUAACUCUACAAUAUUUUGUAUUUUUUAUACCAAUAAACGAUAAUAAUAUUGUUA